Molecule: messenger RNA, 1644 nt
Organism: Saccostrea echinata
Lineage: Eukaryota; Metazoa; Mollusca; Bivalvia; Ostreida; Ostreidae
Exons: 1
Coding region: 1-1644 (547 amino acids)
Molecular function (GO): zinc ion binding
Source: RefSeq, a predicted model, not a curated record
AUGAACCAAGUACCGGACACAGCCCAGCACAUUAUUGAGUGUGGAACGGAAUCCUGUAGGAAAUUCUCUGAGUUUUACUGCAAUACCUGUCACCAGCCAAUGUGUGACCAAUGCAAACAGCGCCAUCUAGAACAGAAUAAAGGACAUGAGAUUGUACGCUAUCAAGCAAGGAAAAGAAAACUUCCUUCAGAGAAAUGCAGGAUCCAUCCCUCACAAGAUAUAGACAACUACUGUAAGGUUUGCCAGGAUCCCCUUUGUUCAACAUGCUUUCACCAACACCACAGUGAUCAUGUAAACCGUGACCUUGAGACCAUCUACAAUGACAUUCUUCAGCAAUGUCAGAAGGAAAUUAAUGAUAUUUGGAAAACAGUCAUACCUAAAACUAAACAUAAUAUUGAAUCAAAUGGAGAAAAGAGAGAAAAUGUCAAGAAAGAAAUUGCAAAGACAAGAAUUUCCAUGAAGAAGAGAGCAGAUGAACUGAAGAAAGCUGUUGACAGUAUACUAACUUAUAAUAAUAAAAUUCUGGAUGAUAUAGAGAACUCUGUCCUUAAUGAUAUGGAGGAAGAACAGCGGGAAACAGAGGACUACAUAAAUUACCUGGAAGAAAUGAUUUCAAAUUUUGAGAGUAAAAUGUCAUCAAUAAAACCCACUGAACUCAUGAAAUUCCAUUUAGAUAUUUCAUUAGCUACCAUGAAGAUGCCUAACGAAAUAAAACCCAAACUGCCAAUUUUCACACUAGGUGCACUAAAUAAAAAAGAAAUAGCCAAACAGUUUGGUGAAAUUGAACUAGAUUCCUCUGAAACUUUUAAGCUUUCUUCUGUCAUAAAAGUAAAUCAAUUAACUUUCCCAGGACAUACAUUUUAUCAUUUGUCUCUCUUGCCUCCGAAAAAAUUUUGGGCGAAUGAUCGCUUUGGGAAUCUCAUUCUGUAUGACAUGGAAGGACACAUAUUAUCAAAGAAAAUAUUAACCAGUAUUUGGAAUUCCCAGGGUAUCAACACAGUCACAGCAGAGGGAGAACUUCUUUAUACAGAUAACAGCAAAAAAACUGUUAACAGAGUAACUAGUGACAUGUCCAUAAACAAUCUAAUCGAAACAGGGAAUUGGAAACCUGGAGCCAUCUUUUCCUCUCCUAUCAAUGGACACAUAUUGGUUGGGAUGGAAAGAAUUUCAGAAAAUAAAAUUAGCAGAUACACCAGAGAAGGAAGGAAGUUACAGGAUAUACAGUGGGAUGACAAAGGACAAACUCUCUACCAAAGUAUAUUCUGCAUCACAGAGAACAUUAAUGGUGAUAUCGGUACAUCAGAUAAGAGGGCCAAAAAGGUGAAGGUGGUGACCAAAUCAGGAAAAUACAGGUUCUCUUAUUCUGGUCAUCACUCUCAGUUACAAUUUUGCCCAUAUGGAGUCUGUACAAAUGUUCAUGGACACAUUUUGGUGUGUAAUGGCUAUAAUUCACAUAAUGAGAAUAGCUCUAGUGUCCACCUGCUUGACAUUAAUGGUAGGUUUCUGUCUUUCCUACUCACAUCAAAACACUGUCCUCCAUAUACCUGUGCUCUCUGUGUUGAUGAUCAACACAAUCUCUUGGUUGGGAGAAGUGGAAGUUCCACUGUCUCUGUGUACAAGUAUUUGCAGUACAUGGAAAAAUAA